AAAAUAAAAGAUAUCAUUAAUAACAUAUAAAUUGAACUGUACCGUUUAGGAAGUUUCGUGGAAGCUGCCAUGGAGCAACUGACUUCCCCACGAUUUAAGUUGCUGCAUCCCCUCUCUUUCUACUCAAUCUUCUCCCUCUACCAACCAAUUUUCUGUGCCCCACAGCGAUGAAGCUAAUCACCAAACUCAGCCCCAAGCGCUUCUUCCGCUCCAAGAAGAAGGAUCGUGUUUCCAGAUCCGAUCCGUCCUUGUUCAGUUACGGCACCUCCUCGUCCUCCUCUUCCGAUACCUCCUCUUCCAACCACAAGCGCCGCUUUGCAGCCACCGCGGUCGAUUUCGGGACCCCUACCAGCGUCUUGCCUGGUGAUUGGUCUGACGAUAUCUCCCCCGAUGCGUAUUCCGAGCUCGUGCAGGCGUUUAAGACUAUUGACAGAGACAGCGAUGGCGUGGUCUCGAGAAGCCAGCUUGAGACGCUGCUCAGUCGAGUAGGGGCGGAGCCGCCGAGUCAGGAGGAGGUUUCCAUGAUGCUGAGCGAGGUGGACGAGGACGGCGACGGGUCUAUAAAUCUGGACGUGCUCAUGAACCGGGUGGCCGGUUCGGUUUGCGAACCAGCUGGCGAACCAGAGCUGAGAGAGACCUUCGAUUUCUUUGACACCGAUCACGACGGGAAGAUCACCGCGGAGGAACUCCUCGCGGUUUUCACUGCGAUUGGCGACGAUCAGUGCACUUUAGAGGACUGCCGGCGCAUGAUAGCAGGUGUAGAUAAGAACGGGGACGGGUUUGUCUGCUUCGAGGACUUCAGUAGAAUGAUGGAGUUGCAGCGAUAAUAAAUCAUGAUUAUGAUGCUAAGUGAGUUAAUAAUCAUGUAUGGUUUGCUCUUGAUCAUUUUUUUUCGGAGUUUAUUUUCGGAUAUGUUUUUUCCUUCUUUUUUUUUUUUUUUUGUAAUUUUCUUUUUUAGGUUUGGACUUGGUACUUAGAUUUGAGAUUAUUUUGUGAGAAAAUGUGUUUAUAAGGGUUGCUGAUUACUUAGCUAAGAAUGGAACUAAUUUACAUCCUGCUGUUAUUAUGUAUGUUUCUCUUAUUUGCUGUACUGUGAUGUUAUUUUGGGAAUGUUCUUCACAGGACAGUUGUAACUGUUUAAUUCCUAAUGUUAUUCUCUUAUUUACCAAAAAAAAAAUGUUGGAGCCUAAUUGGAUUUAUAAAUUCUUAGAUUUAGA
Messenger RNA from Rubroshorea leprosula, 1217 nucleotides. The record is from the annotation of a GenBank genome assembly. Lineage: Eukaryota; Viridiplantae; Streptophyta; Magnoliopsida; Malvales; Dipterocarpaceae.